AUGAUAGAUGUUAACUUGUGUCGACUCUGCGGAGUAUUCAUUAACACCUCAGACAGGUUCUUAAUUUAUGAAACAUCAAACGAUAAUGAAGCCCCUAUUGCUGAUAUAAUCAACCGCUACAUGCCUAUUCAGGUAAAUAAACUUUUAUGGUGACUUGCUUAUUAUAUUAGAAAUGUAUAUGAUAUGUUAUGAGUUUAAUACAGUAGAAUAUAGAGACAUCACUUUUUAUUAAAUAAAUAACAUGUAGGUAGUUGUAAACUAUUGACUUGAAACCAGUAACAGUGAAAGUAUCAGAGGUUUAAUGAAAUUGAUAAUGCACUUAUCUACUUUUUUUUUUUCAAAUAAGAAAAAUAUACUUAGUAGAAGUUCACUUAAAGUAUAUUUUUAAAAUUUAAGCCUGUGCUCAUUUACAGUAGAAAUGAAAAUAUUAUAAAGUUACAUAGGUACCUAGUACAUAGGUCAAAUAAAUUAUAAGUUGUUACAUUAUUCUGUAGUUUUAGUGAAAAAUUGUGUGUAUGCUCAAUGCUUAUAUUUUUUGUAAAUAUUUACAUCUAUUUAUGUAUAUGUAUAAAAUAUUAGAAAAUCCAAACUGAUGUAUAAUAAAAUUGGGUGUACGUUCGUAGUUCAUUCAGCUUAUUACUAAUAUGGCUGUAGAACAGAUAAUUAUUGUUUAGAUCCUUUGAGAAAUUCUCUGUUGAUUAACAGUGUAUCAAGUUCAUCUUUGGACCAAUACUUCAAUACAUAACUUACAAUACAUUCAUCUCUCAAUAUCACCAAUUCUUAUGUAAACAUAAUCAGUUUGAGUUUUUUUUUUUUUUACCUUAAUGAAAGUUGUAAGAAGUUUUAUUUUCGGGUUAACAUAAAAUAAUUGUCUUGAUUUUUUUUUUUGCUAAAGCUGCUGGAAAUUUGGUAUAGGGUAGUGCUAACUUAAUUUAGGUGCAUAUAUUAUUAUUAGUUAGGUAUGUUGGUUUCAUAAUAAAGUAUAAAUAUAAUAUAAUUUUAAUGAUAUUUUGUAGAUUUAUGUUUGUUUGUUUUACAGGUAUCUGACAAUGAUGAAUAUCCAAAAAUGAUAUGUUGCAAUUGUAAAAAACAGUUGGAAAAGAUUAAAACAUUUUUCCAUACUGUGAAAUUAGGACAAUCGUAUCUCAAAUGUUUUUAUGAUGAGUUUAAAAAGAAUUCUUCAGAAAAUGCUGAUAAAAACUCAAGUAAUAUUGAAAAAGCUAACCUUGUGUGUGAUGAGAAUUACUUAUUUGUAUCUGUUGAAUUAUUGGCUGAUGAAAAUGGCAUUGAGUCUCAUCCUAUAAAUAAUUAUGGUAAGGUUUGAUCUUUGAUAUAAAAAUAAAAUUGAAUAAUAUUUGAAGUUAUUUAUUAUGGUUUUUAUCAGAUAAAAGGCCAAGUACUAAUAUAAUAAAUGAAAAAAAUGGCAACAAAAUAACAAAUGUUGAUAAACGAGUUCAGUGUGAAUAUUGCCAGAAAACAUUUGCUCAUAAAAAAGGACUUGUCACUCAUUUAAAAAUACAUAAAGGUACCAUUAAUUAAUGAUUAUCAGUUCAAUUGUUAUUUGUUAUAUAUCAACAAUAUUGGUUUUCAGGAAAAUUAACUCAUUAUGGUUCUAUUCAUAAUAUUAAGUUUAUGUAACUUUAUAAAUAUCAGAAAUAUUUUUGUAAAUUAUUAGCAGGACUUGGAUGUAUUAGCAUAUUUGCAUAUUAUUUUUAGUGACUCCUAGAACAUUCUGACUGAAAAAUAAAUUUGUUUCUUACUUCACUGAUAUCAUAUAUAUACGUAAUUUGUUUGCAUAUUUAGGACUUAUAGAACUAUUUUUCUAAUUAAGCUUUGUUCUGAUUUUAAAAUAGUACUAUUAAACACAUCUGAAAGUUGACACGGUCUAGUAAUUAAUACAUAGUAACUAUAAUACUAAAACAAUACUAUAUAAAUAUAAUCAUCUGAAAAAUAUUGUGUUGCUAUCACUGAUUUAAUUGGACAAUUUUGUUUGUUUCUAAUAUUUUUGAUAUUUUCAAAAUCACCUCAGUUGUAUCAUACUGCAACAUAAUAUGAUUUAAUUUUGUAAAGUUUAAUUGAGAAAUUUUAUUUUACAUACUUACCAAUUUGUAGUGUUAUUACAGUAAUUAUUUUGGUGAUUUUAAGUGCAUAAUAAAAGGCUACAAAAUUAUUUUAUUGCUAAUACUUCUAAGCCUCUGAUUAUUAGUUGUAUUUUAAUUGUAUAUUACAUGUUUAGGCAAAAAAAACUUUGAGUGUAACGUAUGCAACACAAAGUAUUACCAAAGUGGAAAUUUGAUAGAACACAUGCGGAUACAUACCGGAGAGAAACCUUUCCAAUGUGAUUAUUGUUUUGUAACAUUUAGAACAUCAAGCCAGGUUUGCAUAUUUGAAUAACCUAUUUAUUUAAAUAUAAUUCUUGAAAUUAAAUCAUGUAACAGUCAUAAAAUAUAAUACAAUACAAUACGUGUAUAAAUUUAUAAUAUUAUUAUUUGAAUUAUAAAAAAACAAAAAACAAUUGGGUUAGUAAUUUAUUACUUAUUUUUAUAGUAUACCUUAAAAAACACAGAUUUUUUACCUAUAAGUACAUAUUUUGACAAAUUUUUGAAAUUUCCAAUAAUUUUCUUUUUCUUAAAAAACUAAUUUUGUUUAUUAUAAUAUUCAGAUUUUUUCAAAAAGUACCUUAAAAGAUUCAGAAUUUUUGUCCUUUGGUACUUUACUUGAAACACUUUAAAAAUGAUCAGCAUUUAAUAAUAUUAUAUCUGCAUUUCUCGUAUUUGUUUAUCUAAGAGACAAUAUAUUGAACAUGUAUUUUUGAUAAUGCAGUCUUUUGAAUUGUUUUGAUAAAAAAAUUUAUUUAUACAAUUUAUUUAUUUAUUAACAAAAUUGUUGAGAAUAAGUUUUUUUAUACUGUAUAAGAGGCAGUUUUCAAUAGUUUUUCAACUUUAAAUAUUUCAUUAACUGUGGUUUAGAAAAGUAUUUUUUACUGCUGCCUUAUAUUGUAUUAUCAAGUUUUAUAAUUUAUUAGAACCUUUACAAUUUUUUUUUUUUAGUUGAAAACUCAUAUACGCAGUCAUAAUGGUGAUAAGCCUUACAAAUGCUCAUUGUGUAAAAAAUCAUUCUCGUACCAUAAUUCUCUAAAAUCCCAUUUAAGACGUCAUAACAAUGAUCGACAAUUCACGUGUGAAUUUUGUCCUAAGUCAUUUAUCGAUCGUACAGCACUCGUGAGACAUGUUCGUAUACAUACAGGUAAAUAAAGACUUUUUGAAAUACUUCAACGAUUUACUUUUACUAUUCAACUGAAACUAAACAAUAUAAUUGUUAUUUUUUUUAAGGUGUAAAACCAUAUCAUUGUGAUAUUUGUAAAAAGCAGUUUUGUACAAUUUCAUACUUAAAAAAACAUAAACAGGUAAUGUAUUAAGAAAAAUCAAUUUAUUUUCAUUUUAAUUUACAUAAAUAUAAAGUAGAUAGUGUUUAUAUUGAAUAAUGUUAUUAUUUAAUAAAUAAUACAAUAAAACAUUAAAACUUGAUUGAUUAACCAAAUUUCGUACUUAUUUUAUAAGCCAUAGAAUAUGGACACAAAAAUAAUAUUUAUUGAAAAAAAACUAUUUUUUAUAGAUGCCUUUAAUAUAACUUUAAAUAAUUUUUACUGUAUAAUAUAUGUAAUGAAUUUAACUACUCUUUAUUUAAAAAAAAAACUAAAAUAAUGUAUGGCAAAUACAUUAUUACUAGAAACUUAAUAUUCCUCAAUAUAAAUAUUCUUUUAAAUUUUAAUUGUAAAUUGGCUCUUAGAAUAAUUUUUAAUAAUUGUAUAGUUUUAUGAAAUAACACUCAUUUUUUCUGAUCAACAUUUUAUACAUUUAUGUACUUAUAUUUUAUGCUUUUUACUAAUUGAAUUUGUCAAAAUAUAUGGACAAUAAUAUUGUAGUUUUAUAAUAUUUACAUUAUAGUUUAAAAUAAUAAUACAAUUAAAUAUCAUGAAAAUGGGUUCCAAGAGAAACAAAAUGAAUCUACAUAUAUUUUAUUAUUCCAUAAAAUAUUUAAAAACUAAGUGUUAAAAUAAGUAUUCAGCCAGAAUUUAAUUUUUAAUUUUAUAUUUAAAACAUUUUUUUUAAAUAAUAAGUACAUUUAUUCAUGUUGUCAAUUUUUUAUAAUUUUUAAAAAUAUUUUAUAGAGUCAUAUUAACGACAAAAAUUCAACAAUGUGGGAGCUCACCACAAAAUUUCAAAAAACUGCUUCAAAUAUUGACUGUAUAAAUUCUUCAUUAAUCAACAAUAAUGAAUUGGAUUUAAAUAUCGACGUUAGAGUUGAUGAUUUAUUUUUAAGUUCAGAGGAAGUCCAGGUAUAUUGAACUAUUUAUUAUUUAAAUGACUGAAUAUAUGAAAUAAAUCAUAAAAAUAUGUUUUAUAUUUUAGAAUCUAAAUGAUGUUUUACCGCCCGGCAAUGAUAAUAACUUGGAUGAUCUACUAAAUAUAAACACUUCAUUUCAAUCUCUAAAUUCUAUUAAUUUUAGUGAAUCAGUUUUAGGGUUAGAUGAUAAUAAUGUUUCUUAAGUUAAAUAUACAUUGUAAAAUACUAAUUUAAAAAUUGUUUAGAUUCCGAAUGUAAUGAGUAGGGCACGGAUUUAAAUGAACUUAAAAUCCACAAAAAAGCGCUUAACAACAUCAAAAGAGCUCUACAAAAUUGCAUAAAAAAUAUUUAAAAGAGCAAUAAAGGCAGAUAAGUUUAACAAUUUCUCCUUCUAUGGUUUUUAACUUAUUAGAAAAAAUUUUUUAACACUAAAAUACUGUUUAUUUCAAAGACAUUUUUUUCAAAUAAAUUUAAACGUGUUAUAAAAAAUAAAAUGCUUUAUUUUAAUUAUUUGUCAGUGUUAGAAAAAUGUAUUUAAUGGGGUAAGAACUUUUGCUUUUGCUUUUUUAAAAUAUUUUUAAAUGCUUUUUACGGAUUUUAAGUGCAUUUAAAUCCAUGCCUUAUUAAUGAGGAAUGUAUUAUUAUUAUUUUUUUUAACUUAUGUAUGAAUACUGCAGAGAAUAAUAAUUAUAAACUCGUAAACAAUAAUAUGAUAUUGAAAUUCCAGAGUUCUAAUGACCAUAUAUACGUUAAAAGCAGUUGUAAAAUUAAAAAAAAAAAUGAUUUGGUGAUUAGAACUACAUUUAAUAAAAAUAAUAUUAGUAGAUACGGUUACAGUAUGAUUAUUGAAUAAGAAAAAAAGCUACAUGCACAAAUCAACAAUAAAAUAAUCAGAUAUCAUUAAGUGCAAUAAUAAUUUAUCUCUAUUUUUUUUCUCUUUUUAAGAUUUUAAAGGCCUUACAUAUAUUAAAUGAAUUCAUAAUUUACUCUGUCUGCCCAACAGUGUCUUAGACUGUCUUGGUUUUUUCCUAUUUAAUUUCAAAACCAAGACUUUUAAUUAAUUUAGGCAGCAAAAUUAAAAUUACAUAAUAAAAAUAUUGAGUAUUUUCGAUUAUCGUUUCCAUACUGAUUAAUUUAUAUAAUAAAACUUAAAAUAUGAAUUUGUAUACUAUUCAUUUUAAUCACUAUUAUAUUAAUAAUACUAUUUGUAUUUUGCAUCCUAUUUAAACAUGGCAUGUGCAUUUUAUUUGUAUCCUUUAGUAUUAAUUAUUAUAAUAAAUAAUUCCUAUUUUUGUACUUUGUGUUGUCCUGAUAAUUAUAAUAAACUUGUUAGUUUAUUUUAAACAUCAAAAUUAAUAUAUUUUAUUUCAUUUUAAAUAUGCAAAUUAUAUAGGUAAUAUACUGUAUAAGAUAAUAUUAUUAACUUGAUUAUGUUUGUAAUUUCUUAUACACCCGGUUUUAUUUCUGUGUAAUUAACAUCUUUAAGAUAUAAUUUGUAUGAUGUUCAGCUUUAGGAAAGUUGUCUAUUUUGAAAACCCAAAUGUUUAAACAAUGACCAGCAGCAGCAGGUAAUUAGGCUAUGUUGGAUAUAUGUAUUUUUUUAAUAUAAAUCAACUUAUCAUAUUUAUAUAUCAUCAAAGGCCACAUCUUAGGCACAUAUACUAAUUGUCUGGAACCCUGUUAGCGUUGAAGCAGCUAACAUUGUUAUUCGCGAUCAAAACAAUCAAUGGUAUGUAAAUAUUUCAAUUGGACAUUUAAUAAUAGUUUUGAAAGAAAACGGUAUAUAUUACACAGAAUAUAAAUGAAAAUAAAAUAAAAUUUAUAACACUUCCAGUGUUUUAAAUGCAUUUAUUUCAUUUAAGUCAUUACUUAUUUCUUUCUACUUCUUGGUCCAUAGUUGAUACAUAUUCAACAGAUUUUCAAGUUUUUCAUUCAUCAGAUAUUACAUCUUAAAGAACUUUGUCAAUUUGUUUUUAGCAUCAUUCUUAUUUUUCAAAAAGUUUGCAAUAGGUAAGAUCUGGAGGUUCUUGACAUAUUUCUAGACUUUAAGAAAGCUUUUGACUCCAUUGAUCAUGAAGUGCUACUUAAGAAGUUAUCUUAUUGUGGUAUUAGAGGGAAUACCGUACUUUUGAUAGAAUCAUUCAUUUCAAAUCGACCACAGAAAGUUAGAUUAGAUAAUGAAUACAGUGAUGAUUAUAUAAAUGCUUUUUCAGUUCCACAGGGCACCCUGCUUGAUCCUAUAUUAUUUAUAAUAUAUAUAUAAAUGGUAUUUUUAAAUUUAAAACUUGAUUUUGAAAUGUAUUGCUAUGCAGAUGAUACUGUGAUCCUGUUAAGAGAUAAUAAUUAUAGUGAUUUAAUGAGUUUGGCUAAUAAUUACUUAGAUAAAGUUAAAUGCUGGUGUGAUAAUAACUUACAGCUCAAUUAAAAUAAGUCUAAGUAUAUUAUCUUUAAUAUCAAUAAAAAUAUAAUUAAUUGUUCAGAUAUAUCUCUGUGCUCAUUGCAUACCUUUAAUGAGAGUUGAUCGUGUCAAAUAUCUUGGUGUUUUAUUGGAUUAAAGGCUUAAAUUUAAUGAACAUAUUUAUUAUAUAAAUAACCUAGUUAGAAAAUUAUUUUAUAAGUUUAAAUUACUUCGCCAUAUAUUAGACAAAAAUACAAUACGAAUAAUAUAUAUAGCUCUAGCACAAUCUAUUUUUAAAUAUGGUGCAAUUGUGUGGGGUAGCUCUUAGAAUGUUCUUAUUAAAAUAUCAUCUGUUACUAUUAACUACUUAAUUCAAUUUAUUUUAUUCAAGCUAAGUUUUUAUCCUAUAAACUUAAUUCAUAAAAAUCUUAAUGUGUAUAAUUUUCACAAUCUAUUUGUACGUAUUAACUUAAUCUACAUGUAUAAAGUUGACUUUAUCUGGAUGAAUUUUUAGUGAAUCAUAAUUAUAGUGCUAGGUCUAAGCUAAAAUGUAACUUAAAUGUUUCUAUUUGUUCUACAGUUGUAAGUUCAAAAAGUCCAAUUUUUAAUGGCAAUUGCUUUGUUACACAAAUUCAAUAUUAUAAAGGAUAAUUUAAAUAUCUCUAAGGUUUUCAAAAAAAAAAUCAAUAAUAUUUUUAAAAUAUAGUAAAUUGUAUAUCACUUAGGUGGUACUAUUUAUUUAAAAACUUUUAUUUGUUUUUUUUUCUCUUUUAAACAAUUUUUUUUUUGUUAAUAUCGUUAUGCAAGUACAUUUAACAUUUGUUAUUAUUUUAAAAUUUUUUUUUUCUUUUCUCUUCACUGCAGGAUAUUUAACUCAACCCAACUGUUUACAAGUUUUGCUUUUUGGUUGGAUUUUGCAGCUUAAUUUUUUAAUUUAUAAGAUAUGUUAAAUUCUUUAUGUUUGCAAAAAUAAAUACAUAAAUAUUAUUUAUUAUUAUUUAAGAUGUAUGUAGGUACCUAGGCAUUUUAUAAAAUUAAAAUUGUUAAACCACACUAAAUUAAUUGUAAGAAUUGACAAAAAAAAAACAUUAUGUAUUGUUCCCAUUAAAGAUAUUUAACUGUCUUGUAUAAUAUAAUAGGUAGGUACCUAUAAAAAGGUACCUUAUAUUAAAAAGGUAUUUUUAACAUUUUAUUAAUACUAUUUAAAUAUUUAAAAUGUUGAACUUAUGUUUCCACUGUAAAUUAUAUCAUUACCGUGGGCUGGAGCACAUUAUCAAAGAUAUACCCGGGUCCGGCCUAUUUGACCGUUGUGUGGGAAAAAUGGUUACUCAGUUUUUGAACAAUGUUGUCGACCUUGAUUUGAUUGGGCCGUCUGAUAUACACCUUAUCGGUCACAGUCUUGGUGCUCAUGUUUUCAGAGUGACCGGUGCUGCCUUCACUUUGAGGCAAAUAGGCAGAAUUACAGGCGAGUGUGCCUAAGUGAUAAGACAAAACUAUUCUGAUAAACAAUAUAAAGUACCUACUUUAUGCAGGUCUGAACCCAGCUGGUCCUGGAUUUGGAAGUUCAGAAUGGGAUACUCAAUCAUUAAGCAGCACAAAUGCACAGUUUGUGGACGUGAUCCAUGCAUCGGCCGGAAGUUACAAAUGUUUAAUUACAAAAUGUGUAAUUAAUAACUAUGAUUCUAUUUCAUAUUUGAUCUUAUAUAUUUCUAUACAUUACAUUAUCGCCAUACCGGUGUACAUAAAUAUCGAAGAAUUAGACUGA
Messenger RNA from Cinara cedri, 8510 nucleotides. Lineage: Eukaryota; Metazoa; Arthropoda; Insecta; Hemiptera; Aphididae. The record is from the annotation of a GenBank genome assembly.